AUAAUAUGCACAAAGGCUACAGUCAUAUUAAAUAUACAAAAAUAAAGGUAUUACUUAACAAUAACGAUCAUAUUUAGUAGUUUCUCCGGUGAUUAAACAGGACUUUAAUGUAGGCUAGUUAAUGGCACAAGCCUUAAAGACUUAUUUUUUUUAAUUGAGAUGGAAACUUAUCUAUGCAUUAGACUGCUGUAAUAACACACCGUAAUGAAUAACUUUAAAUUAAUUUGAAUAUAUUGACAAAAAUGUGUAAAUGUUGGCCUGGCCUGUAUUUAAAAAGUUGUUGUAGGCCUAUUUUAAAUAUUUAACAUGAUAAAAGGAUAAUUGGUGUCACUUGUAGUAACGCCCAUUGAUACAAAAGGGUGUCUGAUGCAUAGUAAUGGGGCUUUAAUCUGUCACCCUAAAGUCUACCCACUGACAGCUGUCCGUGUAUGUUGACGUGUUCCUGGGGAUAUUAUGGGGUCGCUCUGACCACGGUCUCGGCUGCAGAGUCCACUUCGCAUUUUGAGCGACGCCCCCAAAUUCCGUGCAGAGUGUUUGCAGACCCUCCGGGACGGAGAGGUGGAGGAGGAAUCGGCAGCUCCACCGUCCAUAUACACUACAAUCACCACGCCAUUAGUUCAUGACUUCAUCAUAUGUUUGACAGGAGAGUUUGGACCCUAUUUGGAAGCUCUCCAGGACUCUGAGGCUGCUGCAGAGAAUGGGAAUAGGGACACAGGCCAAGGCUUGCCAUUUUGGCUGAAGUAACAGCAGGACGGUUGUCAACCCCGCAUCGGCUUCAAUCCCCUUCUCCCUUACCACUCCUCCCACACACACACACACACACACACACACACACACACACACACACACACACACACACACACACACACACACACACACACACACACAUACACACACACACACACUCACACAAGGACAGACACCCCCCACACAGCCAUUGCUAUGUCCACUGCCGUAGACAUCGCUGGCCCUUCCUCCCCAGAUCAGCCCCACAGCAGUGCUAAAAUCCCCAAUGAGCCUCUGAGACCCAGCCUUAAGCGCUCCAACCACCCCUACAGCCUCUCCCAUUACAUCUCCACCCCUUCCCCUGCCGUGGACGUCAAAGGCCUGAUCCAGCCCUCUCCGACCCAGCAGCGGGCUGCCCAGCCUGCGCACACUAAGCCCCGCCGGGCCCCUUCCUGGCCUGACAUGUGGGAGUCGCCCAGCGGGCUCCACCUGGCCCACGCCGCAGAGCUGCUGAUGCGCGCUGGGCUGCUGGCGCUGACCCCGGCCUCCACAGAGCAGGCCGGCCUGGGCGCACAGAGCAGCCAGCCGGUUAAAAGGGAGGCUGUAGAGGCAAAGGGGGAUGCGGAGGGAGGCGGGUCGGGGCCCGAGGAGGACGAAGAGGACUCCUCUGGAUGUGGCACCGAAUUCCAGCCCUUCCUGGGUGCUUGGUUCCCCUUCAGCCCCGCUCUGUUCCCCUUGGCAGGCUUCCAGAUGGGGGGAGGCCACUGGAGGAGCGCGGCCAUGGGAGCUGAGGGCAUCGAGGGGCUGGUGGCCGAGGGCUACUCACCUGGCUCUCUGGGCGGGGGCAGCGGAGGGAGGAGGAAGAGGAAGAGGUGUGGGGAGUGCGUACCUUGUCGGCGACAGACGAACUGCGACCAGUGCAGCAGCUGCCGCAAUCGCAAGAGGGGACACCAGAUCUGUAAAUACAGGAAGUGUGAGGAGCUGAAGAGGAAGCCGGGGGGUCCUGGGUUUGAGAGCAGAGUGUCUGGGUUUGAUCUAAGGGGCUCCGACUUUACUUUGGGUCUGGCACAGGAGAGAAGCAACAGCACCUUGGAUGGAUAAUACUGAUAGGGUGGGUGGCAGCAUUUGUCAGAGGAUCCUGGUUGGAUGAUUGUUGAGGGGCUGCAGUAAAUAAAAGCACACAGGACACCAUGAUAACACUCAGACUGUGGUUCAAAGAUCUCGUCAGAUCUCGUGCUUAACGAGGAGCUGCAGCUCCGUUAGAGAAUGUCCAAACUCGUUCCCAUCCUUUCUUUUGACAAUCAGUGAGUCGGAGAGGAGAGAAAAAAGGAUACCAAUGUGUGUCAAUAUUUAGAUGACGACAAAAAAAAUGCUGUAAAUAGACUGUAAAUAUCUGGAAAACAUUAUGUCUUUUUCUACAUCCCUUUCCAGUUUGGAUGUAUUGUGUUUCAACAUAAAAAAAAGGAGCCAAAUGUUUUGUUUCUAACGGGGAGUUUUGUUUUCUGUUGUUCUGACGUCACUGCAUCAGUAAGAAAUGAAUGAGUUCAGCUUAGGCUAAAUUAUUUCAUGUGCAACUUGUACUGUAUAGCUCUGUUUGCCCUUUUGAAAUCAAAUAAAUUGGCCAUGUGAA
Molecule: messenger RNA, 2356 nt
Organism: Notothenia coriiceps (black rockcod)
Lineage: Eukaryota; Metazoa; Chordata; Actinopteri; Perciformes; Nototheniidae
Product: CXXC-type zinc finger protein 5-like
Exons: 2
Coding region: 943-1827 (294 amino acids)
Cellular component (GO): nucleus
Molecular function (GO): methyl-CpG binding; zinc ion binding
Source: RefSeq, a predicted model, not a curated record